GACAUAGUUAAGUUGACCGAAGCACUCUUGGGGGGAGGUGACUCACGGAUCGUAUCAACCGCCAUAAAAGUGAAAAUGCCCCUCUAUUUUUCUAACCUCGAUGAAUCACAAAACGACUCUUGAUUCAGUCUCUCCAAAAUGGCAUCACCAAUCGACCUGAGUCUUCCAACGGCUCUAAUUCUCAUUGACAAUCAAUCGGCCUUUACCCACCCGGCUACCGUUUCUCAAUGGGGCGCCUCACGCUCCAAUCCUGUCUACGAAGCUAAUCUCCAAUCGCUUCUCUCCGGUUUUCGUGAUGCACGAGCAACGUCUUCGACUCCACUGGAAGUGAUUCACGUCUUUCACUCCUCUGACUCGCCUUCUUCGCCGCUCCACCCGUCACACCCGGCGGGUGGAAUCCGACCGCUGGACUUUGCUGUCCCGGCAGCGGACGGGUCGGAGCCUAUCUUCUGGAAGAAUGUCAACUCCUCUUUUAUCGGGACGGGCCUUGAGUCGCACUUGCGACAGAAAAGCAUCAGGCAGAUUAUCUGUGCUGGCCUGACGACUGAUCACUGCGUCUCGACAACGGUUCGUAUGGCGGCGAACUUGGGCGUUGUCGAUCGCUUUUUGGACGAGGGUCCUAUUCGGUUUAGGUCUGAUGGUUCUCGUGAGAAUGAGGUUCGCGUGGAGAAGGGACGUAUUAUUCUCGUCUCUGAUGCGACUGCGACGUUCAGCAAAGGCGAUUUUGAUGCUGAAACCGUGCAUAAAGUCUCCGUUGCCAGUCUUGAUGGCGAGUUUGCUGAUGUGCUUGAAACGGAGGAGGUGGUGAGGGCUCUAAAGGAUACCAAGAAGCCCUGAGUUAUGCUAGCUACCUAGUUUGUCAAAGGCACUCGAUAUUGGGAGAAUUCGGUUGUUAUAUAUACGUUGUAUUUCCAGCCUCGGCUGGGCCUCUAGAGAAGAGCCAUGGCUCCAUACAAACGAUUUUAUAUUCCCUGAAAAUCAUCGGUCCGCUGUGAAGGAGACAUAGCAGGCUCUAUACAGCAAUGCUUGCUGGAUUUCAGACCCUCGAGAGGAAGCCCAGAGGACCUCACUUCAUCUAAAAUGGCAGCCAUCUAAUUGAGAAAGCUCAAUCCUGUGGGCCAACCAAGCGUAAGAGGGCUAGUAAGGGU
Molecule: messenger RNA, 1148 nt
Organism: Penicillium brasilianum
Lineage: Eukaryota; Fungi; Ascomycota; Eurotiomycetes; Eurotiales; Aspergillaceae
Source: the annotation of a GenBank genome assembly